CGGCUCUGCUCAGGCCGUCGAGCAUCACCACCACAAGCAAAACUGCAGUUGCAAUGGAGGGCUAUGACGGUCGCUUACGUUUAUACUUGACUUUUGUAUGUGCUGCCCAUCUCCUCCACCACGUCACACAGUGCACAAACCGGUCUCAAGCAUUCCAGCGACUUCGAGCAGCUACGCUUGACUUCGGCACUUCGGGUGGACAGGCAUUCGCUGCGAGAUCGUCACACUCCACUUGCUCUUUUCCUGCAGAGAGACUCAAUGGCGGAGACCUCCAGCGACCUAACCCAGCACAGCCCCGUGAAGCUGGCUAAGCAGCUCGUGGUGGACACGGCCGCCGCCAUGGCCGCGUCGCUCGGCGUGGCGCCCUUCAUCACCAUCGUGGACCGCGCCAUCAUCGAGAACGCCAGUGGCGCUCGCCCGCUGGGUCGCGGCCUUAAGGAGCUUAGUGCCGAUUUCCUCAAGCACCCACUGCGCUUCGUUGGCAAGCGCGAAUUCCACCUCAUCUUCGGUCUCUACACAGCCACAUACGUCACCGCCAACGUCGUCGACUCCGUGUGCGAAUACGGCGAGACGGACAACCAGAUGCCCAAAUUCAUCGGCACCACGGCCGUCAAUAUGUCGCUCUGCAUUGCCAAGGAUCGUGCUUUCGCUCGUAUGUUCGGUGUCAUCGCUCCCGCAGCCUUCCCACUCACGUCCAUCGGGCUCUUCGCCGUGCGCGACUCCAUGACGUGCGGCGCGUCAUUCAACGCCCCCAAGGUGCUGGCUAAGAAGAUCGAAGACAAGGGUCUGAUGGAAAAAUCGGGCGCCAGCACCUUCGCACAGCUUGUCUGCCCCGCCGCCGUGCAGUUCGUGUCCACGCCGCUGCACUUGCUUGGGCUUGAUCUGUACAACAACAAGGGACACGCGAUGUCGCAACGCGUGGGCUUCAUCCGGCGUGAGUACGUCAAGUCCGUGCUUGCUCGUAUUGGCCGUAUUGGACCUGCCUUUGGUAUCGGCGGUGUGGGCAACGCCUACUUCCGGAACACCCUCCGCGCCAAGUUGGAUUAGAUCUUUUUGUCAAGGAAUCAGAAAGCAACGACGGGUUCUAGCAGGCGAGAAGCGCAAGUCAAAACACCAAAAGCGUCAAUAGAUACGUCGACCUGGCGAAGAUACCUUGGGUGAAUAUAUAUUGUAUCGCCAGACCUGGCAUGCUGCUUGUACUUUGCUGUUUGCUGUGCAUUAAAUUCUUCAUCUAUGCUGUGGUAUGCCAUUGCGUAUAGCAUGAUUCAGACAGGAACUUGUUUACCAUUAAAGACACUAUCGGAUACUACUGGUGUUUGCUAUUGAA
Molecule: messenger RNA, 1327 nt
Organism: Phytophthora nicotianae INRA-310
Lineage: Eukaryota; Oomycota; Peronosporomycetes; Peronosporales; Peronosporaceae
Exons: 1
Coding region: 259-1047 (262 amino acids)
Cellular component (GO): mitochondrion
Source: RefSeq, a predicted model, not a curated record